Panicum virgatum (switchgrass) is the source of this 1606-nucleotide messenger RNA. RefSeq lists its product as uncharacterized. The transcript is spliced from 2 exons. The record is from RefSeq and is a predicted model, not a curated record. Lineage: Eukaryota; Viridiplantae; Streptophyta; Magnoliopsida; Poales; Poaceae. Gene Ontology annotation, molecular function: phosphatidic acid binding. Bases 192 to 1292 code for a protein of 366 amino acids.
CCACCGCCAUCACGUGCGCUCCACGUCUCCUCAGUCCCCGGCUCCCAGCUCGGGACGCGCUUGCCACGAGCCCACGACGCGCGAUACAAGUAGCAGCCGCGCUUCCAUUUCCUUCCCACACUCCAGAUCGAAAUCCCCCAAACCCUCGCUCGCCACCUGCCCCUCCGAUCAAGCAGCCGGCGCGAUCUGCCAUGGCGUCCGCGUACUACGAGAGCUCCCGGGGCGGCGCCGCCGAGGAGCCGGACGACUUCGACGAGUUCGACCCCACGCCGUACGGCGGCGGCUACGACCUCUUCGUCACCUACGGCCGCCCGCUGCCGCCGUCCGAGGAGACCUGCCACCCGUGCUCGGCGCCCUCCACCUCCUACGACGCGCCCCACUACUCCGCGUCCGAGCCGUCCCCGUACGGGCACCACGCCAAGGCCAAGCCCAACUACGGGUUCCGCCCCCAGCAGGAGCAGCAACCGUCCCACGGCGGCGGCGGCGGCGGCGGCGGCUACGGAUCCAGGCCCGAGCCCGCCGCGGAGGAGGGCGGCGGCUAUGGAUCUGGCUACGGAUCCGGGUAUGGUAGGAAGAACCCGGAGGAGAGCUACGGCUCUGGGUAUGGGUCCGGGUACGGGAGGAAGCCGCAGGCCGAGGAGAGCUACGGGUCCGGCGGCUACGGUGGCCAGGCCCGGCCGGAGAAGGGUUACGGAUCGGCAGCGUAUGGAUCUGGAUACGGCGCCGAGCCGCCGGCCGAGAGCUACGGCUCUGGUUACGGGAGGAAGCCGCAGGUAGAGGAGAGCUACGGGUCGGAGUAUGGGUCUGGGUGCGGGAGGAAGCCGCAGGUAGAGGACAGCUACGGUUCUGGGUACGGCAGGAAGCCGCAGGUGGAGGAGGGGUACGGGAGGAGGCCUCAGGCUGAGGAGGGCUAUGGAUCAGGGUACGGCACCAGGCCGCAGGGUGAGGAGGAGUAUGGCAGUGGUGGGUAUGGGAGGAAGACUCAGGAGGAGAGCUACGGAUCCUCAGGGUAUGGCUAUGGCAGGAAGACUGAGGAGGGCUAUGGUGGUUCUGGGUAUGGGAAGAAGGCGUCUGAGGAUGAAGGUGUGUACGGCUCUGGUGGGUAUGGGAAGCCGAAGCCAUAUGGGGAGGAGUAUCAGAGUAGUGGGUAUGAGAGGCCAAGCUAUGGUGGAGGAGAGGAGUACCAGGGGAGCUAUGGCCGCAAAAAGAAUGAUGAUGACUCCGAUGAUGAGAAGAAGCAGCGUUAUGAGAAGCACCACCACCACCACCGUCGCCACAACUACGAUGAUUAAGCACCCAUUGUGGGUACUUUCUGCCGCACGUGGGCUCGGCCUACAGCCAUUGCCACUAUAUGUGGUUUCUUCAUGAAUAAAGAUGGGUGUGGUUGCCUUCUGGGCACGGGACCAUUGUCGCUCCUUUGAGUUGGUACUGCCUACCCCCUGAAGUGUGCUAUGUGUGUGGUCUGAAUGUUCGAAUCGUGACCAAAUAAGUACCGUCUGUAUGUGUGAUGAACCUUGUUUCUGUGGUGUUUCUUUCAGUGAUUGGGACUUGUCUUGGCAUCAGGCAUGGCUCCUCUGCCCCUCUAGAAACUUAAUAUUCUGCAUUC